This is a messenger RNA of Physcomitrium patens, 1436 nucleotides long. RefSeq names its product ycf3-interacting protein 1, chloroplastic. The record is from RefSeq and is a predicted model, not a curated record. NCBI's taxonomy places the organism in Eukaryota, Viridiplantae, Streptophyta, Bryopsida, Funariales, Funariaceae. Gene Ontology annotation, biological process: photosystem I assembly; response to photooxidative stress. Gene Ontology annotation, cellular component: chloroplast thylakoid membrane.
GCUGCCAAUCUCUUCUAGUUUCGGAUCGGGCUGCCUUGGAAAGGGGGAGGGGGUUGCUGCCCUGGCAUCUUGUUUGUUGCAUUGUGAGCCCCUCCCUCGCUCGCUCGCUCGCUCCCUCCACAUCCUCCUCCUCUUCACCUGCAGCAGCGAAUUGCUGCCCUCUGCUUCUUCCUCCUUUCCGCUCCUUUUGCUUGCUUGGCAUCUCUAGUAUCUCGGGUCCGUCGCUGUUCCUGAACAGCCUUGUCUCAGCUUACAGAUCUUGGAAUUUGAAGCAGUGAAGCAACAUUGAGAUUGCGAAGCACUGAUUCAUUUGGGCUAUAUGGUUGAAGUCACUAUGACGGGCGCCAUGGCAACUGUGAGCCUUACAGGAACCCCUUGCAGAUGCUCUAGCCCUGAAUUGGCUGCGACUCACCCUGCCGCGGCUGGGCGACCAAUUGCUGGGCUCACGCAAGGUGCAAGGAUGCUGGGAGUGGGUGGAAGGGUUGAACUACAAUUUUCGCCUAGAAAUUAUUUGAAUUUACAGCGAGGUCAGAGACAGGAUCGAAAAUUGCAAGAGAAAGUUGUGAGUGUGCAAAAUGUGGCGGGAUUGUGGCGACGAACUGCAGGCUCUGCAAGGGCUGUGGUGAGGGCUAUGGCGGAAGAUUCUAGCUCGGAGAGCAGUGUGACAACUGAAGAGAGAGCGUUGUCCCCGGAAGAGGAGGAGGAUCAAGCGAAUGUUAGCGAAAUCCUUCGGGUUUUGGAUCUUUUGAAGAAGAAAAGAGACAUGACGUUUAAUGAAGUCAGAUUGACAAUUAUGAUUGAAGAUCCACGAGAGGUGGAACGAAGGCGGCAGCUCGGCAUUGAGGAUGAACGCGGCUGCUCCAAGGAAGAUAUGGGCAUUGCGCUUCAAGAGGUCUACGAAGGGCGCCUACCAGAGGACCGGCUGGUGUUACGCGAGUUGACGAAAGAGAUGCUGGCCUGGCCAAAUCUUGAGGAUGAGAUAUCGGAGGUCAACCCGUUAGCAAGUCCCUACGCAAAAGUGACACCUACUGGGGUAGACCCAAAAGUAGCUGCUCAGAGAGCGAAAGUAGACUGGGAUGCGGCAGCAGAGAUUCAACCUGGCGAAGAGCCAAAAGACCUCAGCGACAUGGUUCCCCCAGUUGUGGGUUUCAGUUUUCUAUACCUCGUGAGCUUCAUCCCUGUUAUCAUAGUAGUGGCAGUAGUGCUGAUCCUCUUCUUCAAUUCGCUUCAGUGAAGGCGGGUGUGGCACUUGACACAAUUUUGAGACCAACUAGUGUGUAGUUCGUUUGCGUAGAGCACUUUCAGUUGCGGAAUCUAGAGUUAUGUGAUUCACCUGUGAGAGCCAUUCAAUUUGGGAGUUCUGUUCACUAGAUUGUCUUCUUACUGUAAAAUCGUGUUGAUCUCUUAUUUCAGAAAGACCAGCAGAUUUCUUAUUU